GUAGACCCCCGUCCCUGGAGCGGGGUUCGCGACGCGACCCGGUAUGGGCACCAGUGUCCGCAGCCGAACAACACCAUGUCGUACCCGCCGGUCUACACGGACUUCGUGGACCCGCUCAUGACUUACCAGAGCGAGGACUGUCUGAGUCUGAACGUCUUCACACACGAGAUCAACAGUAGUGCUGCCCUACCGGUGAUGGUGUGGCUCCAUGGCGGAGGCCUGUCCACCGGCAGUUCCCUCAUCUACCCCGGGGAGGCGCUGGUGGCGCACAACAACGUGGUGCUGGUCACCGUCAACUACCGGCUGGGCGCGCUGGGCUUCCUGCCGACCAGGGACGUGGACGCGUCGGGAAAUUUCGGUUUCCUCGAUCAGGUGAAAGCGCUAGAGUGGAUACAGGCCAACAUCCGUAACUUCGGAGGGGACCCAGCCCGGGUCACCAUCUUCGGGCAGUCGGCGGGAGGCUGGAGCGUCUCCCUGCUGGUCAUGUCUCCCAUGGCAACGGGACUGUUCCAUCGCGCCAUCUCCGAGAGCGGUGUGGCGGUCGUGCCCACUCUGCGGAGGGGGGACAUCGCUGCCACCGAGGCGCUGGCUCGGGCGGUCGGCUGCGGCACGGACGGAUACGACGCCAUGAUGGCCUGUCUUCGAGGAAAAUCAGUGGACGAGCUUCAGCGUGCUGAGGGGGUGGGCAUGCGAACACCUGUUAUAGACGGACACUUCCUAACGGACACUCCUUGGAACAUCCUCCAGCAGCAUCAGCAGAACAGCGUGGACUACCUGCUGGGGACGAAUAACGACGAGUACGGCUGGAUCCUGUCCCUCGGCUCGCCCUACGUCACCGAGAACGGGCUGAACAGGACCGAGUUUCGGCACGCCCUGUCGGGAGAACUCGACUGGGCCCAGCAAACAUUCCCGACCGGUGACGUUAGCACGAUUGUCCAGCCGGUGACUGACCAGUACCUGGACCCGGCCGGACCAGAUGACCCUAUCGUCAUCCGUGACCAGUACCUCCAGUUGCGGACCGACAUGUGGUUUGCGGCACCCACGGUUCUGAUGGCACAGUCCCAGUCAGCUAAGCCCGCCCGAGUCUUCCACUACGAGUUCCAGCACCGCUCCAGUGCCUUCUCCUUCAAGCCGCCGUACGUGGGUGUUGACCACAGUGACGAGGUGUUCUACGUGUUCGGCCUGCUGUUCCUGCGGGACAGCACCAACACGUCAUGGAGGUACCCGUUCUCAGACCGGGAGAGACAGCUCUGUCUGGACAUCAUGGCGUACUGGACAAACUUUGCCGCCAACGGAGAUCCGAACGACUCGACAGGAUCACCGCGCAUGCGCAGUCUGGUACCAUGGCCACGCUACAUGACGUCAACCAAAGACUACCUCAAGUUGGACAUGACGUCAUCUGCUGGCGUAGCGCUGAGAGGGACCCGGGUGAAGUUUUGGAACGAGGCUGUACCAAGGAUGAUGGGAGCAGAUGUCGCCUCCAGUGGAGCAACUGAAUCUGCAAACCUUAUGAUGUUUAUCACUCUGUGUGCCGUUGUUGUCAUAAAUGUAACAUUUUGCAUUUGA
Messenger RNA from Branchiostoma belcheri (Belcher's lancelet), 1566 nucleotides. RefSeq names its product carboxylesterase 5A-like. The transcript has 8 exons. Bases 76 to 1566 code for a protein of 496 amino acids. The record is from RefSeq and is a predicted model, not a curated record. NCBI's taxonomy places the organism in Eukaryota, Metazoa, Chordata, Leptocardii, Amphioxiformes, Branchiostomatidae.